AUGCCUUCUAAGGAGAAGCAUAGAUUACCCGUGGGCUUCGGACGUGCCCUCGAAGACACAGCACUUUCUCCACGCGUUGACGUUUACCAGGAUAUCAACGACGAAGAAACAGAUCAUACAUACCACAGUGACAUAGAUGCUGACAUAGAUGCUGACCUGGAUGUUGACCUGGAUGUUGGAUUCCAUUAUUAUGAUAGGCUUUCGCAUUUUAAUUCUAAUUCCAACAACCUCAAAUUUUACUCGGAACCCCCAAAUUCAGGGUUGCAUUCUAACGACACUCCACUAGGCCUAACAAGAAGUGUAGGUGUGCUAAAUCUUUCUCUGGGAGCAAAGACUCAGUAUCAAGAUCAGGAGAGCUUUGCUGACAAUGAUAAUGACAACGAAAGCGAAAAUAAUAAUAAUAACAACAGCAAAGAUAAUGACGACGACAAAGGUAAUGACGACGACGAUGAUAACGACAAAGGCCAAUUGCAUGCACCAGCAAAGCUUCAGGGUGCCCCUAUUCUGUCUUCAACUGCUAUCGGAACAUCAACUAGCUUGAAAAGAACCAUGAGCAAGACAGGCUUCAGCAUAACCUCCCCGUUUUCGAAGAAUCCAUCACAAAAUAAAACUUGGCAUGAUUUUUCCAGCUCGGAAUACACCAACUUAGCUACCGUUAAGACGGCUGAAACAAGUAACCAUUCCUUUUCUGAGGCUAAACCAGACCCAGCAGCGUUCCAAUCAUCUGGUUUGAUAUCGAAAAUGAAACAGAAAGUUCUUCCCAAGAAGCUGACCAUCCCAGAUACGCCAAUGAAAAAGUCUCCAUUGGUCACGAGACACUCUGACAACGAACUUCUUGGUACCCCAAUAUUAGAAUAUUCAUCAAUUAUGUCCGCUCACAAUCACACAACACUUCCAACAAUGCAUGAAUCUCAACUCUUCAAAUCCCCUCCAAUGAUAAAUACAUUUCCACCUUCUUCUGAUAACUCUCCAACUAGCUCUUCUAAUCCUAGGUCGAAGAAGAGGACCAAAAUCGUAAAGAACACAGAACUAACUUCCAUGCUGCGACAGAUUACCGAUGAUCUAUACGGCCAUGACCAAGAGAGCUCUAUUUUUUCACACUCACAAUCUAAAGACGCACUUCAGACUCCUACCAAGACCUCGUUCGAUAUUGGUCCUGAUUCGCCUGCUCUCAUUCCAAAACUCCAGAAGGAACCUCUGUUUUCGUCGCAACCUUCGCAACACAGAACCAUUAAUGCAAGCAUAAUGAGGAAUCCUGAUUUCCAUUUGACAACGAAAUUUAGCAAUGUUUCCAUUAUGGGUAAAGGUCAAUUUUCUACGGUAUAUCAGGUUACCUUUCCAGGCACAGGUCUCAAGUAUGCUAUCAAAAGUGUACGACCAACAAAGCAUAACUUUACCAAUAGAAUUUUGCAGGAAAUUAAUAUGCUAUCCACCAUUCAAGAUUCUAUCACUAACGAUUCCGAGGGAAAAGAAUACAUUAUUGAAUUUAUCUCCUCAUGGUCUCACAAAGGUUCCUUCUAUAUAAUGACUGAGUUCUGUGAGAAUGGCAAUCUAGACAAUUUUAUUCAAGAGCACGUUAUCGCAAAGCAACAGAGACUGGAGGAUUGGAGGGUGUGGAAAAUUAUUGUUGAACUUUGUCUAGCAUUAAGAUUUAUCCAUGACUCUUGCUCUAUUGUACAUUUAGAUCUCAAACCUGCAAAUGUAUUGAUUACUUUUGAAGGUAAUUUGAAGUUGGCUGAUUUCGGAAUGGCUACUAAGUUACCCAUCAAAGAUAAAAGUUUUGAGAAUGAGGGUGAUCGUGAGUAUAUCGCUCCAGAAAUUAUAAGUGACGGAAUAUAUGAUUUCCGGGCAGAUAUAUUCUCUUUAGGACUCAUGAUGGUCGAAAUUGCUGCAAAUGUUAUACUUCCAGACAACGGAAGCGCAUGGCAUAAAUUAAGAUCCGGAGAUCUAUCCGAUGCCGGUAGACUUAGUAGCACGGACAUACAUUCUAGUUCUCUAUUCUCAAACAAGAAAGAUCACACAAAUAUAACCGAUAUUACAACGAGCGAUUCAAAGAUACCAGCUUGGGUACCGAGAUUUCUUCUGGAUGGUAUGUCACUAGAAAAAAUGAUCAGAUGGAUGAUCGAACCGGAUUACAGAGAUCGUCCUUAUGCAUCUGAUCUGUUACGCACAGAAGAAUUAGAAUACGUUGAGAUGACAAGAAAAACAGGAGCCGUAAUUCAUGAAGAUGACUAUGGUCCCAAACCAGAAUUCUUUUCUUAG
Molecule: messenger RNA, 2262 nt
Organism: Kluyveromyces marxianus DMKU3-1042
Lineage: Eukaryota; Fungi; Ascomycota; Saccharomycetes; Saccharomycetales; Saccharomycetaceae
Gene: SWE1
Product: tyrosine protein kinase SWE1
Exons: 1
Coding region: 1-2262 (753 amino acids)
Biological process (GO): protein phosphorylation
Molecular function (GO): ATP binding; protein kinase activity
Source: RefSeq, a predicted model, not a curated record